Messenger RNA from Vigna angularis (adzuki bean), 2268 nucleotides. RefSeq names its product pentatricopeptide repeat-containing protein At4g11690-like. The record is from RefSeq and is a predicted model, not a curated record. Gene Ontology annotation, molecular function: protein binding. The transcript has 2 exons. NCBI's taxonomy places the organism in Eukaryota, Viridiplantae, Streptophyta, Magnoliopsida, Fabales, Fabaceae. Bases 39 to 1724 code for a protein of 561 amino acids.
UCAGUGAUGUUUUGAGAUGUAGGAAGGGUUGGAGAAAGAUGUCUCAUGAAAAAACUCUGAUAGUGAUCCAAAAAAUGGUGAAAGUGCCUCCACCAAAAGCACUUUUGUUGUUCAAUUCCUCAACCUAUGAGGGCCUUCAUCACACUCCUCACUCUAUCGCUUUCAUCUUAAACCAUCUCCUAUCCCAUGACAUGCUACCCCAAGCUCAAUCUCUUAUCUUGCGUCUAAUCUCUGGUCGAAUCCCCUUCUACACAUUCUCUCCCUCCUCCUUCAUACCUCAACUAACACAAGCCCAUUUCUCCUCUUCUUCAACUUAUGCUCCUCUCUAUGAAACAAUUGUCAAUGCUUAUGUUCAUUCUCACUCCCCUGAUCAGGCCCUCACUUUUCUACACCAGAUGAUUCACAAGGGUCAUCUUCCUACAUCAAACACCUUCAACAAUCUUCUGUGCUCGAUCAUUAGGUCAAACUGUUUCGAUAAAGCUUGGUGGGUUUUUAACCAAUUCAAGAUUAAAGUUGUUAUGGAUGUCUACACAUUUGGGAUUAUGAUCAAGGGUUGUUGUGAGGUUGGUGACUUAACGAAAGGGUUUCGGCUUGUGACCAUGUUGGAGGAGUUUGGUUUGUCUCCUAAUGUUGUUAUAUACACUACGUUGAUUGAUGGGUGCUGCAAGAAUGGAGAUGUCAUGCUGGCGAAGAAGUUGUUUUGCAAGAUGGAUAGGUUGGGUGUAGUUGCUAAUCAACAUACUUAUAGUGUCUUAAUGAACGGGUUUUUCAAACAAGGACUUCAAAGGGAAGGGUUUCAAAUGUAUGAGAAUAUGAAGCAAAGUGGAAUAGUGCCAAAUGUUUAUUCCUACAGCUGUGUGAUUGGAGAAUAUUGUAAUGGUGGGAUGGUGGAUAAAGCUUUUAAGGUGUUUGGUGAAAUGCGUGAGAAAGGUGUUAUGUGUGGGGUUAUGACAUAUAACAUUUUAAUAGGUGGGCUGUGUCGAGGGAAGAAGUUCGGUGAAGCAAUAAAGUUAGUUCAUCGAUUGAGCAAAGUUGGCCUCAGUCCUAACAUUGUUACAUACAAUAUACUGAUCAACGGUUUUUGUGGUGUUGGAAAAAUAGACACUGCUGUUAGAUUAUUCAGUCAAUUGAAGUCAACUGGACUUUCACCAACUUUAGUAACCUAUAAUACUCUGAUUGCAGGGUAUUGUAAGGUUGAGAAUUUAACUGGAGCUCUUAGCUUGGUCAAGGAAAUGGAAGAGAGAUGUUUUGCUCCUUCCAAAGUGACAUAUACGAUUCUGAUUGAUGCUUUUGCAAGACUAAAUCAUAUGGAAAAAGCACGCAAAAUGCAUGCUUUAAUGGAGAAGUCUGGUUUGGUUCCAGACGUACACACAUACAGUGUCUUAAUACAUGGGUUAUGUAAAACUGGUAACAUGAAAGAAGCCUCAAAACUAUUCAAAUCAUUGGGGGAGCUGCAUUUCGAACCAAACAAUGUUAUAUAUAACACGAUGAUUCAUGGUUACUGCAAAGAAGGAAGCUCUUACAGGGCUUUUAGGCUACUCAAGGAAAUGGUUCACAAUGGAAUGGUCCCUAAUGUGGCCAGUUUUUGCUCAACCAUAGGGCUUCUUUGCAAUGAUGGAAAGUGGAAGGAAGCAGAGCUUCUCUUAGAAAAGAUGAUAAAUUCAGGACUAAAGCCAACGGUUUCUUUAUACAAUAUGGUUUACAAAGAAAAGAUCAACGUUUAGAAUGCCGAACAUGGUUUAGAUCGUCAGGGCCUGUCCCCGAAGGCCACUACUUUAACUGGUGCACUUGAGAGAGCAAUUGGCUUCAAUAUGAGCUGGAUGAGAUGAUUGGCAGAAUUGGAGAAAGUGCAGCUGCUGUGAAGGCUUGCAAGCCUGCUGCCACGCUGGAUAACUGAAGUCAAAACUGUCUAUUUGUAUUGUGCUUAGCUGUCAAGCUUACCUGGACAAGCGGUCAAAGAACUCUAAGAGGCAAAUUUAAGAAGCUGGCUGAAUUGUUACCUGGAAAAACUGAAGCAGAAGCAUACUGUGAGGACUGAUUGCACGGGAAGCUAACUUGUUCUUGGCACUAAGCUGACCUGCUAUAGACAGUAUCUUGGUAGUUGAUUAGUUACUUAGGUAGUUAGCUAUAUAAGGACUGUAAUAGAGGUAUUAGAAACGUGACACUACAUAUUUAGACACUCUUACAUUCUGCAUUUUACAGCUUUUCUUAGAGUAGAACGUUUUCUCUCAAGUUCUUUAUUUGUUUUUCUACUCACGUUAUUGACGA